AUGACCCUGCAGUGUCGGAAGCCACAUAAUAUGACUGAGUACAAAAUGUUCCUGCUCCUGAAGGAAGGAGUUUCAGCACCUGUACAGGUUCAGAAAUCAGAAAGGAACAGAGCAGACUUCUCACUUCAUGAUGUGACCCUCGAGGACACAGGAAACUACAGCUGUGUCUACCACCAGAUAGGAGCCCCUUUCUGGGCCUCAGACCCCAGUGAUCUCCUUGAGAUCUUGGUGUUAGAUUUCUUUCCCAAACCCAGCCUCAGUGCUUGGCCAAACUCAGUGGCUUCAGAGAACAGCAGCGUGACACUGCGAUGUGUGAGUCCCACACCAGACAUACAACUUGUUCUCAGAAAGGGAGACACCAUUUUGGAUUCCAGGCCUCCACAUCAUCUGACAGAGGGGACAGCUGAGUUCCAUCUGACUAACCUUCAGCUGAGGCAUGCUGGAUAUUACACCUGUGAAUACUACAGAAAGGAUUCUCCCAAUCAAAGUUCACCUUCCAGUGAUGUCCUCUUAUUAUUGGUCACAGGAUACCUGCCUAAGCCUUCCCUUCGUGUCCAGCACUUGCAUCAAGUUACCACAGGAGAGAAGGUGAAUCUACAGUGUCAGAAGCCACACAAUUUCACACAGUAUAAAACGUUCGCUCUGCUAAAGGAAAGAACUUCAUCCCCCAUACAGCUUCUGAAUUCAGAAAAGGACAUGGUGGAAUUCACCCUUGAGGAUGUGACAGUCCACGAUACAGGAAGGUACAGCUGUGUAUACCUCCAAGCAGAAGCCCCUUUCAGGGCCUCACAUCCAAGUGAUCAUCUUAAUAUCUCAGUGGCAAUUUCCCCAAGGGCCUUAUCACAAUGUUACACCAAGAUUAAUCUCAUCAGGCUGGGAAUGUCUGCCAUGUUUGUGGUGCUUAUGGUAGUCUUCCUGGCAGAAGCCUGGUACAGCCAAAGAGUGUCACCAAGCGGACCCAGUCCCUGAAGGACCACAGGGCCACUAUGAAUCCUUGAUCAAG
Messenger RNA from Microtus ochrogaster (prairie vole), 1003 nucleotides. Its product is annotated as T cell-interacting, activating receptor on myeloid cells 1. The coding region runs from base 1 to 969 and encodes 322 amino acids. Gene Ontology annotation, cellular component: plasma membrane. Gene Ontology annotation, biological process: immune response-regulating signaling pathway. NCBI's taxonomy places the organism in Eukaryota, Metazoa, Chordata, Mammalia, Rodentia, Cricetidae. The record is from RefSeq and is a predicted model, not a curated record. The transcript is spliced from 5 exons.